Molecule: messenger RNA, 2188 nt
Organism: Neocloeon triangulifer
Lineage: Eukaryota; Metazoa; Arthropoda; Insecta; Ephemeroptera; Baetidae
Gene: mtm
Product: myotubularin-related protein 2
Exons: 11
Coding region: 118-2004 (628 amino acids)
Biological process (GO): dephosphorylation
Molecular function (GO): phosphatidylinositol-3,5-bisphosphate 3-phosphatase activity
Source: RefSeq, a predicted model, not a curated record
GAAACCGCAGCUGAGCGUGACAUUUUAUUGUGUUUGCAAUUUGGAAAAUUGAAUUUCCAACGCGUUGUUCACCAUCCUGAUGACCUUUCUUCAGGUUUUACAGUAAUCCCGAACACUAUGGAUCGGAAAAUAGCCAGUUCUGAGAUUUUAAAUCCCACUUCAACCGGGUCCAGAAACGCAAGCACCGACUCCUUGGACUCGGAUUCGAAGUCCUGCUCUGUCAACUCCAAACAUGACACCGGGGAAAACUCAAGCUCAGGGCAGCAGAGCGAAAAUGCUUCGUCACCUCGACCAGAAGAUCUGCCGCUGCUGCCAGGCGAAAAGACUCAAGGAGUCGCUCGAGAUGUGACCUACCUUUGCCCUUACACCGGUCCUGCGCCUGGGGUCCUCACGGUCACAAAUUACAAGCUGCACUUCCGCAGUACGGAUCGCGAAACGCUGUACACUUUGGAAGUGCCGCUAGGAGUUGUCAGCCGGAUUGAAAAAGUUGGUGGCGUUUCAAGCAGGGGUGAAAACUCUUAUGGAAUUGAAGUGUUCUGCAAGGACAUGCGGAAUCUGCGUUUUGCCCACAAGCAAGAGAACCACUCGAGGCGCAGCGUCUUCGAAAAGCUCCAACUGCGUGCCUUUCCACUGUCCCAUAAUUUGCCACUGUUUGCAUUCGAGUACCAGGAGACAUUCCCUGAGGAUGGCUGGGCAGUUUACGAACCUGUCUCCGAGUUAAAAAGAAUGGGAGUUCCAAACGAUUCGUGGAAAAUUUCUCGGGUCAACGAGAACUAUGAAAUUUGUGAUAGCUACCCUCAAAUUUGGGCUGUACCUGCUUGUGCCUCUGAUGACGAUUUGCGAGCUGUAGCAGCGUUUAGGAGCAGGGGCAGGGUGCCUGUCCUUUCAUGGAUUCAUCCCACUUCACAGGCUGCCCUUUUACGUUGUGCACAACCUUUGGUCGGAGUUGCCGGACGCAGAAGCAGGGAAGACGAGCGGUACAUCCAGCUCAUCACAGAAGCCAACGCCCAAUCUCACAAACUCUUCAUCACAGACGCCAGGCCAAGCGCAAACGCAAUUGCCAACAAAGCCAAAGGAGGAGGCUACGAGUCUGAAGACGCUUAUCCCAACGCAGAGCUUGUCUUUCUCGACAUCCACAACAUUCAUGUCAUGCGCGAGUCCUUGAGAAAGCUGAAGGAACUCUGCUUUCCAACCAUUGAGGAAACUAGAUGGCUCACUGGCCUCGAAUCGACCCUUUGGCUGAAACACAUUCGAUACAUUCUUGCGGGGGCGAUUCGAAUUGUCGACCGGCUGGAGAAUCACAAGACCUCCGUUUUGGUGCAUUGUUCAGAUGGCUGGGACCGAACUGCCCAACUCACAGGUUUGGCUAUGAUUAUGCUGGACCCCUACUAUCGAACGAUGAGAGGAUUUCAGGUGCUGGUUGAGAAAGAGUGGUUAAGCUUUGGUCACAAAUUUGCCCACCGAAUUGGUCACGGAAAUGAACACCACUCUGAUGCGGAUCGAUCUCCAGUAUUCCUCCAAUUUGUCGACUGCGUUUGGCAAUUGACUCAACAGUUCCCAACAGCAUUUGAGUUUAAUGAGACUUUCUUGCUGAACAUCUUGGACCACCUUUAUACAUGCCGAUUUGGAACUUUCUUGUUCAACACCGACCGUGAGAGAUACAAGGAAGAAGUGAAAAAGAAGUCUGUCUCUUUGUGGUCCUUCAUGAAUGCCAACCUCGAUGAGUAUCGCAACCCGCUGUUCUGCCGCCUACUCCACGCCAGACAUGUGCUUUUACCUGUGGCGAGCAUGAGGCACAUGAAACUGUGGAAGGGUUACUACUGUCGUUGGAACCCGAGCAUGCGAACGCAGGAUCCUCUAAUUCCACGUUGCAAGGAGCUACUUGCCCUCCGUGCACAACUGCAAGCUCAGGUGGAGCAGUACAAAAGGGACGUGGAAGCAAAGAACAGCAACAGGCCGAACAUAGGCAGCCCUCAACGAUUGGCAUCGCCAAUCCACAGUUAAGUGCCGAUCUAUUACUGAAGCUCUACUGAUGGUGGUUUAUGGAAACUUUCCUCUUGUAGUUUCUGACAGUCAAACAUUCUUUUUAAUAAUAUUGAUAUAAUUUGUUAUCUCCUAUAUAUUUUCUAUCCAACUAUCAAAUACGAUUGGAACAAAUAAAUUAUUCAGUAAUUAUUAUUUCUACCGA